GCCUUCCUGGUUUAUGCUGCUGCCGUCUACGCCAACAUGGGCAACUACAAGUCCUUUGGGGACACCAAAUUUGUCCCCAACCUUCCCAAGGAGAAGCUGAAGCAGUUGGUGUGGAAGAGCCAGGCGUUCAAGGACCACCCGGAAGAGAUGGAGGCCCUGUGGGGACAAUGCGGGGAUCUCAUGUUCUCCUUAGAGCCCACGCAAAAACACCUGGGGCUCUGCGGACAGGGCAUUUCUACUUAUUUCUCUUCAAAUUGCAGUAUGGAAGAUGCCAAGCGAGCCCAGGACUUUUUGGACUCUCAGAACAUCAGUGCUUACAACACGAGGCUCUUUAAGAAAGAAGUCGACGGGAAAGUGAGCUACGAAGUCCGCCUGGCUUCGGUGUGUUCGGAUGAUUCCCAGCUCGAUGCCGAUUUGGCCGCCAAGAUGAAAUGCUUCCCGUUUGGCGACUGCGAGUUCUCCAUGACGCUCGGCGACUAUGCCCCGCUUCUGCAGAAAGUGGUGGAGAAUCUACAGAAAGCUCAGCAACACGCGGCCAACGCCACCCAGGCGGAAAUGCUGACCCACUACAUCACCAGCUUCACCCAGGGCUCCAUUGUGGCCCACAAGGAGGGCUCCCGCUGCUGGAUCCAAGACAAGGGCCCCAUCGUGGAGAGUUAUAUCGGGUUCAUUGAAAGCUACCGAGAUCCCUACGGCUCCCGGGGGGAAUUUGAAGGGUUCGUGGCCAUUGUGAACAAGGCCAUGAGUGCCAAGUUUGCCCGCUUGGUGUCCGCGGCCGAGCGCCUGCUGGAGGAGCUGCCUUGGCCCCGCGCCUUCGAGAAGGAUGCUUUCCUCAAGCCGGACUUCACUUCCCUUGACGUCCUCACCUUCUCCGGCAGCGGCAUUCCGGCCGGCAUCAACAUCCCAAAUUAUGACGACAUCCGUCAAACGGACGGCUUCAAGAAUGUCUCCCUGGGAAACGUCUUGUCCGUGGCUUAUUCCACGAAGAAGGAGAAGCUGACCUUCCUUGCCGAAGAGGACAAAGACCUGUACAUCAAAUGGAAAGGCCCCUCUUUCGAGGUGCAAGUGGGCCUCCACGAACUCCUGGGCCACGGCAGUGGGAAGCUGUUUGUCCAGGAUGACUCGGGGGCCUUCAACUUUGACCGGGAAGCAGUAAUUAACCCAGAAACAGGGGAACAGACUCCGCAGGUCGGUCGGGAUGGGAAGGAUAAGGCAGGGAAGUCGGGGGCCACCGAGGUGGAGGGGGAGAGGGUCAGGAAUGUGCUCCGAGAUUAG
Molecule: messenger RNA, 1275 nt
Organism: Anolis sagrei ordinatus
Lineage: Eukaryota; Metazoa; Chordata; Lepidosauria; Squamata; Anolidae
Source: RefSeq, a predicted model, not a curated record